CGUCAUCUUCAGUUCUUCCCAGGACUUGCUGUCUGGACAUUCCAGGACUUGUUUUCCUGACAUAUCUGGUGAGCCCUACAGCACUCCAUUAUGAAUGUGACAAGUUUAUUCUCCUUUACCAGCCCAGCUGUGAAGAGGCUUCUGGGUUGGAAACAAGGGGAUGAAGAAGAAAAAUGGGCAGAGAAGGCUGUUGAUGCUUUGGUCAAAAAACUGAAGAAGAAGAAGGGGGCAAUGGAGGAAUUAGAAAAGGCCUUGAGCUGUCCCGGACAGCCCAGCAACUGUGUCACCAUUCCUCGAUCACUGGAUGGCAGGCUUCAGGUCUCCCACCGGAAAGGGCUGCCUCAUGUCAUUUACUGUCGAGUAUGGCGCUGGCCAGACCUUCAGAGCCACCAUGAACUGAAACCGCUGGAGUGCUGUGAGUUUCCCUUUGGCUCCAAGCAGAAGGAAGUCUGCAUCAAUCCAUACCACUACAAACGGGUAGAAAGCCCUGUUCUUCCUCCUGUGUUGGUUCCACGACACAGCGAAUAUAACCCUCAGCACAGCCUGUUAGCUCAGUUCCGUAAUUUGGGACAAAACGAGCCUCACAUGCCACUCAAUGCCACCUUCCCAGACUCUUUCCAACAACCCAACAGCCACCCUUUCCCUCACUCGCCCAGCAGCAGCUAUCCAAAUUCUCCGGGAAGCAGCAGCAGCACCUAUCCUCACUCUCCCACCAGUUCAGAUCCAGGAAGUCCUUUCCAGAUGCCAGCGGAUACUCCUCCUCCUGCUUACCUUCCUCCUGAAGACCCCAUGACCCAGGAUGGCUCACAGCCGAUGGAUACAAACAUGAUGGCUCCUCCCAUGCCCCCAGAAAUAAACAGAGGAGAUGUGCAGGCAGUUGCCUAUGAAGAACCAAAACACUGGUGUUCUAUUGUCUACUAUGAGCUCAACAAUCGCGUGGGUGAAGCAUUCCAUGCCUCCUCCACAAGUGUGUUGGUGGAUGGUUUCACUGAUCCUUCCAAUAACAAGAACCGGUUCUGCCUUGGGCUCCUCUCCAAUGUUAACCGGAAUUCUACUAUUGAAAACACCAGACGGCACAUUGGCAAAGGGGUUCACCUGUAUUACGUUGGAGGGGAGGUGUACGCCGAGUGUCUGAGUGACAGCAGCAUCUUUGUUCAGAGCCGAAACUGCAACUACCACCAUGGUUUCCACCCCACCACCGUGUGCAAGAUCCCCAGUGGCUGCAGCCUCAAGAUUUUCAACAACCAAGAGUUUGCCCAGCUGUUGGCCCAGUCUGUCAACCAUGGCUUUGAGACCGUCUACGAGCUCACCAAGAUGUGUACCAUCCGAAUGAGCUUUGUGAAGGGCUGGGGAGCAGAAUACCACCGGCAGGAUGUGACCAGCACUCCUUGCUGGAUUGAGAUCCAUCUGCAUGGCCCUCUCCAGUGGCUGGAUAAAGUUCUUACUCAGAUGGGCUCGCCUCAUAAUCCCAUUUCAUCUGUGUCAUAAAUGUCCCCCCCUCACCUUCACCUCCCAUCCCCAGGAUUCUGCCUCUUUUGGAAACUCUUGAGCCUUGCAUGUACUUGAAGGAUGGAUGAGUCAGACACAUCGACGGACUGACGACGGGCCGAGAAGGAGCCUUGGUAAUACUUGACCUCUGUGACCAACUGUUGGAUUCAAAAACUAAAACCGUUUUAACAUACUGUCGGUAUCAAGAACUCGUUUAGUUUACAUUAUAACAUGAUCUUGUAAAGUCGACUGGAUGCAGAUCUUUCAGCGGGGUUUUGUGUAUCGCUCAAGAAGAAAUGGCCAAACGGGGGGCAAUUCGUCCGCGGGACAAGUGUUCCUGAGAGAUCCUUUUGUAUUUGGCACUUUUAAGGGCAUCGUUUGGCAGGGGGUUAGCAUUAAGCCGUUAGUCUCUCUGAAGUGUGUUUUUUUAUCUGGUUGGGAGCCCAUGAUGAGAGUCUCCUUUUUUUGUGGGCUUUUCACGAUAUUUUUUAAAACUUAUUUGUUUAGUAAGAGUUCCUGGGUUGUUUUUUUUUGUUGUUGUUGUUUGUUUGUUUGUUUGUUUGUUUUUUAAAGUAAAGGUUAAUCUUGAUGAUAAUGUGUAAUAGUCUUUCUAAAAUUUGUGGGCUGACCACACUGCUGUCAACAAUAAUGUUAGCAUCUGCUCUCUGCUAAAUGUGUAUGUACAGUGUAUUUGGAAGUUUAGAAUUGAUUAGAUUAGA
This is a messenger RNA of Gracilinanus agilis (Agile Gracile Mouse Opossum), 2207 nucleotides long. RefSeq names its product SMAD family member 1 (gene SMAD1). The coding region runs from base 91 to 1488 and encodes 465 amino acids. Gene Ontology annotation, biological process: BMP signaling pathway; cell differentiation; transforming growth factor beta receptor signaling pathway. Lineage: Eukaryota; Metazoa; Chordata; Mammalia; Didelphimorphia; Didelphidae. The record is from RefSeq and is a predicted model, not a curated record. Gene Ontology annotation, cellular component: heteromeric SMAD protein complex. The transcript is spliced from 6 exons. Gene Ontology annotation, molecular function: DNA-binding transcription factor activity, RNA polymerase II-specific; I-SMAD binding; RNA polymerase II cis-regulatory region sequence-specific DNA binding.